GAUUACAUAAUAUUUCCCUUUGAGUUCUCUCUGCCUUUGAAAGACCGGUGACCCUUUCAGCACAUUUUUCAAUCUGUUCAGCCAAGCAAGAGCUCAGAACCGUCAAAAUGGUUAGUGUCUCAUUAAUAGACCUCGGAGCUCUUCUUUGGGAGAUUUCAACGCUUCAAGCUGGGAUGGAUUGAUUAAUGAAAGUCAACUCGUCCUCUUGAAUCUCUAAUGCUGAACCUCAUUGGCGAUGAAGCUACUUGCUGGGUUGUGCACAAUUUACGCAACCCUAAGGCCAAAACUGGAGCAUCCAAGAAACCUGCUGCCGCUCCCUUCGGUAGCAAGACUACAAAGACGAAGAAGAAUCCUCUUUUCGAGGCUAGUCCCAAAAACUUCGGUAUCGGGCAGGAUGUUCAACCUCAGACUGAUCUCAGCCGGUUUGUCAAAUGGCCUGAAUACGUCCGCUUGCAGCGUCAGAAGACAAUUCUUAACCAGCGUCUCAAAGUGCCUCCCUCGAUUGCCCAAUUCAGCCACACUUUGGACAAGAACACUGCUACUCAGCUGUUCAAGCUUUUGAACAAGUACCGUCCCGAGUCGAAGGUUGAAAAGAAGGCUCGUCUCGAAGCCACUGCCGCCGCUACUGUCGAAGGCAAGGACAAAGAUGAAACUAAAAAGCCUCUCUUUGUCAAAUACGGUCUUAACCACAUUGUCGCGCUCAUCGAGGCCAAGAAGGCGGCUUUGGUCGUUAUCGCACAUGAUGUCGAUCCUAUUGAACUGGUCGUUUUCCUACCUGCCCUUUGCCGCAAGAUGGGUGUUCCCUAUGUCAUCGUGAAGGGCAAGGCCCGACUUGGUACUGUGACUCACAAAAAAACUGCUGCCGUUGUUGCUCUUCAGGAGGUCAAAUCCGAGGAUCAGCGUGAGCUGGCCACUCUUGUCAGCGCCGCUAAGGCCAAUUUCACUGACAAAUACGAGGAGCAGCGUCGACAGUGGGGUGGAGGACUCCGCGGCAACAAGUCGACUCAAAAACUUCGUAAGCGCGCUAAGGCCGCUGGUCAGAAUGCCAACGCCGCUAGCAUCGGCAAGCUCUGAGGGAUUGCUAGAUGUGGAUUGUAGUUGUACGCCCAAAUUUGCUACAUAAGCGCCUCCAAAAAAUAUGAUUCAUCUUUGUUGCGUGCAAGUGCUCGAUUCGUGUGAUCAUUCCUUACGACCUCCACAUGUGCUAGUUUGGCCGCAAGAUACUUAUCCACCUACACGGCGAACAAUCAGAGGCUCAUCCCAG
Molecule: messenger RNA, 1264 nt
Organism: Lentinula edodes (shiitake mushroom)
Lineage: Eukaryota; Fungi; Basidiomycota; Agaricomycetes; Agaricales; Omphalotaceae
Product: ribosomal protein L4
Exons: 6
Coding region: 217-1074 (285 amino acids)
Biological process (GO): ribosome biogenesis
Cellular component (GO): ribonucleoprotein complex
Source: RefSeq, a predicted model, not a curated record